GCUGCCGCGGCAGAAUUGGGCGGCAGCCGUACGUUCUUAAAGACCGGUCUAGCGUUCGCACAGCCUCACGAGAAUUAGCCAAGUUUCGCGACGAUGGAUAUGUAGUGAUGGCUCGCUAUAACACCGUUCCCCUCCGCCAUUGCAGGUUCGGUUCGCACUUACUGUCCAAGGCGACGGGCAUCUGGUACAACAACGAGAUGAACGACUUCUCGACGCCCCACGGCGCGAGCGUGCACGGCAUCCCGGCGAGCAGCAUCAGCAACGAGAUCCGGCCCGGGAUGCGGCCCGUCUCCUCGCUCUGCCCCACCGUGGUGGUGGACGGAAACGGCGACGUUCUGCUCGCCGCCACUGCCACGGGAGGACCGCUCAUCAUAUCGGCCCUGACGCAGGUGCUGGUGCGCAGCCUGUGGAUGGGGCAUACGGUGAAGGAGGCCAUCGACGCGGGCCGUGUGCACAACCAGCUCUUCCCGAAAGACGUCGUCCAAUACGAGGACACGGUGGACGCGGACGUGCUGUACAGUCUCCGCAAGCGGGGCCACAAGCUCUCCCCGUUCAAUUGGACGGGCACCGUGGUGGCCAUUCAGAGGAAGGCCCCGGGCGUUUACGCGGCCACCGGCGACUACCGGAGCCUAGACAUCUUUGCAACGGACGGGGAGGUGCCCGCGUAGGGAAUGCUGGACGCGCGCUCUUCGCGCACCUUUUUGUCCGUCACGUGGGGCGUUCACUCCUUUACGUCGAGGCCUCGAGAUCAUCUCGGCAUCGUAAUAGCCAAUUUCACGCGUAUAUACAAUCGCAUGUUCGCGCGAACUCACUUACCCCCUAUCGCGCACGUUUACCUUUGUUUCACUCUUCGACUCCUUCAGUACUGGUAACUCUGAUAUAGGGUGCAUUAGCGGAUUCAUUUAUUUAACUACGAAUUUAUUUUGCGUAUUACACUGGAUAUUUCUGCACUUUACCUUGUAUUUUAUAACACCGUGUAUGCAUACGCAGAUUGCCGCGAAUAUUGACGAGUAAGUCUAAAUAUAGGUCCUUAUCUUUUCUUUUUUAGCCUGCUCACGGCAUAUAUACUUGACUUUCUUUCUAAAACAUCUCCCUGCAGCUGAUUAAAUCCGGCGCAGCCCCUCACGUAGUCGAUUUCGAUUUACCGCCGAAUCCAGCGACAAAGGAAAAUCGCUUGAGCAAGCUCAGUGCGUGCCUAUUGCAAUAGUGAUGACUAAUAAACUAACCGCGUGACUGAUUUAUUAAGGGCCAUGUUAAAAUAAUAAACUCGGUUGCAAGCCUAUGCUCGUUUGUCAAUUUACUGUUUGUGUCCCGUCUGUAGCGCAGUUAGUACCGAUGAAUUCGUAUAAACUCGCCCACCUGUCAAGGGCAUCAAGUGGUACAAUAAUUGUGAUCGCGGUCCAGGCACACAACACAGCCAGGAGCCCUUACUCAUUGCGCAGCUAAGCCUGAGGACGCGGGAUCGAAUCCCGACUGCGGCGGCUUCAUUUUGAGGGGGGGGUGGUGAAAUGUAAAAACACACGUGUAUGGUGCAUUAGGUGCACCGUGAAGAACCCCAGGUGGGCAAAAUUAUUCCCGAGUCCUCCAAUACGCCACGCCUCAUAAUCAUAUCGUGGUUCUGGCACGUAAAACCACAUAAUUUAUUGUUUUAUGCCCUUACUCAGCGAGUGUUAGUGGUCGCCAC
Molecule: messenger RNA, 1684 nt
Organism: Dermacentor andersoni
Lineage: Eukaryota; Metazoa; Arthropoda; Arachnida; Ixodida; Ixodidae
Product: scoloptoxin SSD20-like
Biological process (GO): glutathione catabolic process
Cellular component (GO): plasma membrane
Molecular function (GO): glutathione gamma-glutamate hydrolase
Source: RefSeq, a predicted model, not a curated record